Drosophila innubila is the source of this 1548-nucleotide messenger RNA. Its product is annotated as protein disabled. The coding region runs from base 69 to 1382 and encodes 437 amino acids. The record is from RefSeq and is a predicted model, not a curated record. NCBI's taxonomy places the organism in Eukaryota, Metazoa, Arthropoda, Insecta, Diptera, Drosophilidae. The transcript has 5 exons.
AAGGGCACAACACGUGCCUAAAAUAAGUUUUGUGCAAGUGAUUUGUAUUAAAGUGAAACAAAUUCAAAAUGCACGUUUUACAAUUGCUGAUCUGUCUGGCCGUUGUCUGUGUCCAGGGAGGUGGAGUCCAGGGACCGGAGGCACGUAGUGCCACGCCCACUGACAGUGAGAAACAACGAAGUGCGUCGGCUGGCAUCCUGGACUCGGUUCUUCGCGGCAAUGGCAAGAGUCGUCAGUCGCGCUGUGUGCGCUGCUAUGAGGAUCGUUAUUAUCCCAGUACAGGCAGCGAUCGUGGCUAUAGCGGCUACUCAAGUCGUUCGGCAGAGGAUCCGCGCAGUGCCUGGUAUUAUUCCUACGAUCGUUAUGAAGAUCGUGGCAGCGGUGGUCGCGAUCGUGACUAUGAUCGUUACUACAGUCGAGAUGAACGUUAUUCACCGCGCACCUACGAUCGCUACGAGGGGCGUGGCUAUGAUGACUAUAGAAGGGGAUCCACCUAUGAUCGCGGAUCUGGCUAUGAUCGCGGAUCCGGCUAUGAUCGCGGAUCUGCCUAUGGAUAUGGAGCCUCUGCCUACGAUAGCAGAGAUCGUUACUAUGGUGAUCGUUACAGUGACAGUUCACGGGAUCGUUACUAUGAUCGCUCACGUACCGGCUACAACUAUGACAAGUAUGAUCCGUAUGAUCGCUACUAUUCAAGGUAUGAUUUUCGCAACUAUCGUCCAUGGGAUGAGACCUACAGAGGACAGUCGGGCUUCGAUAAUUCGGGGCGUGGCUAUUACUUUGCCGGCGAUGACGAUGACAGUCGCUCCAGUUCGCAUUCGUUCUACGAUCGCGAGCGCGUCCAAUCGCAUUCCUCCGCCGCCUCCCCUGCCUCCCCCUGCGGCCACCUGAUCAGCAACUGUCCCUACGGGGAUCGGGGCACGAAGGUGUCCUCCUCGGCCAUUGGCAGCGAUAGUUAUCGUGGCGGCCACACGACUGUCAUGGGUGACAUGGGCAAGCCCAAUGGUCAGGGCAGCUGGACGUAUCUGGGGGAUCAGGAUAAGCAGAGCAGCAGCGGUGGCAGCAACGCUGGUGGCAACAGCGCUGCGGGUGUUGCAGGCAACGCCAGUGGCAGCAGCGGCGGAGGUGGCGGCGGUCGGGAUAGAGAUAGAGAUAGGGAGCGUGAUGCACAGAGCUCUUCCUAUGGUGGCCGACCACGUCCUCUAGGCGGCAGUUACCUCUUUGAUCGGGACAGCAAUGCCGUUGCAGAGAGUCCCAGCGAUGCCGCUAACUCAACUGGUGAUGGUCCUGGUGAUGGUAGCCACAAAAUGCCAGCAGCUGCGGCCCAAACGGCUCCUGCCCCAAACGAAUCCCAGCUCAAUGACAAGGAUAAGUCAAUGAAGUGAGGCAGAAGUUGCCCCACCGCAAUCGCAACCGCAGCAGCCUCGUAGGCGUGGCUUUAACUUAAUGUCUUCUAUUUAUGUCUAAUUUCUAAGCCUUAUAACUUUAUAAAUACUUAUGUGUGGCACGCCGAAGCGAUUUUGCUCAAUAAACACUUCAAAGGAUUCUCAA